AUGGCUAACAGCGGAAAAGGGCCAGUGAGGGUAAUUUUCAUUGUGUACGACCCCGCCAAGGUAACUUUGAUUGUGUACGACCCUGCCAAGGUAACUUUGAUUGUGUACGACCCUGCCAAGGUAACUUUCAUUGUGUACUACCCUGCCAGGUUCUCAGUAGCCGGUUGGCCCUGGAGUUUGGCGGAACAACAGCUGCAGCAGCAGCAGCCGCGGCGGCGGAUGGAACAGCCGAAGAGUGUAGCGGAUGCGAAGCGAAUUACCCGCGCACUGGCAACGGACGCCACCGGCUCUGCACAGCACGGCACAGUCAGAAGAUUGAAGAAAAGACCAGAGACGAGACCAGAGACGAGACCAGAGACGAGACCAGAGACGAGACCAGAGACGAGACCAGAGACGAGACCAGAGACGAGACCAGAGACGAGACCAGAGACGAGACCAGAGACGAGACCAGAGACGAGACCAGAGACGAGACCAGAGACGAGACCAGAGACGAGACCAGAGACGAGACCAGAGACGAGACCAGAGACGAGACCAGAGACGAGACCAGAGACGAGACCAGAGACGAGACCAGAGACGAGACCAGAGACGAGACCAGAGACGAGACCAGAGACGAGACCAGAGACGAGACCAGAGACGAGACCAGAGACGAGACCAGAGACGAGACCAGAGACGAGACCAGAGACGAGACCAGAGAAAAGACCAGAGAAGACAGAAAAACAAAACAAAAAAAGAAAAAAGUAA
Schistocerca piceifrons (Central American locust) is the source of this 741-nucleotide messenger RNA. RefSeq names its product protein TsetseEP-like. The coding region runs from base 1 to 741 and encodes 246 amino acids. The transcript is spliced from 4 exons. The record is from RefSeq and is a predicted model, not a curated record. NCBI's taxonomy places the organism in Eukaryota, Metazoa, Arthropoda, Insecta, Orthoptera, Acrididae.